Molecule: messenger RNA, 3023 nt
Organism: Stegodyphus dumicola
Lineage: Eukaryota; Metazoa; Arthropoda; Arachnida; Araneae; Eresidae
Gene: CSN3
Product: COP9 signalosome subunit 3
Biological process (GO): ubiquitin-dependent protein catabolic process
Cellular component (GO): COP9 signalosome
Source: RefSeq, a predicted model, not a curated record
UUAAAGAGGCAAUCGUACUUUUUAAGAAUAUCUUCAACACUGUCAUUCGAAUUGUUGGUACCAACAUGUACCAAAAUCAAAUGGUAUCGAUUGUCCAAAAAGGAUAUCUUACGUCUUAACCUUUCUAUCGUUGCACCAGGAAAAGAAUGUAAAUCUACUUCAUAAUUCAGAAGAUUCGCCGGUAAAUAUUCAUCCAAAUAUUUAACCAUUGAAUCUCCAAUUAUAAGUAAUUUCAUCUUUUUUGGUUGCAUAUCGGCAAAACAAACAACUACAAAUCGAAACACAGAUCAAUAAUUAUAUAUGCUGUAAAUAAAAUGCAACUAUAAAUUAAAUGAAAAUCAAACACUAAUCAUAAAUAUAACAAAAUACAAAUAAUUAUUAAUAGAAAAAAAGAAGAUAAAUAGCUGAAGGAAAGCGAGAAAAAUGGCGCAAAAAAUACACACCUCACACUCGCUAAUUAACACGUGAACUAAAUUAGCGCCAAUUCUUGACCUCGCGGAAAAAUUUACGGGAAAAAAAUAACGCCAAAUGCUCGCCAAGCUUUGUUGCCAACGGAGAUAUCAAAGGUACAUAUCCGGUGAUGACGUAGAACACACUUCCGGGUUCCGAUUUGCGGAAUUCUGUAAAACUCGCUGAAUCCAUCUUCGUUAAGUUGGAGUUGAGCAACAUUAUCAGAACACUUUUCCCUACAAAAGAUCGUUCCAUCCUAUGGCAACAUUGCGCGUCUUGUAGUUUGUUUGUGAAAUUUGCCGAUAUGGCUACUCCGUUAGAGCAAUUUAUUGUUAAAGUGCGAAGCUUAUCUUCACAGGGAAGUUUCGAACCUCUUUGUGACUUUGUUUCUAAAAGUACAGAGCUAUUAUUAAAGAAUGCAGCUCUUCUAGAUGAUGUAUUAGCUACUCUUGAUCUUCAGGAGCAUUCUUUAGGUGUAUUAGCUAUUCUAUGUGUAAAAUUUAGCCUGCCAAACAUUCCUGAAUAUGAAGUCUUGUAUGCUCAAGUUCAAGAAUUUAUUACAAGUUGUAAUGGAGAACAAGUUCGUUUUGCACCAGAUAUUUUUGCUCAGCUGUGCCAUUUAUUCACUCGGAGUUUAGUAGAAAGGCAACAGUACAUGAGGGGUAUAUCUCUUCUUUGUAAAGCUAUUCUCAAAAUACAGCUUUUUACAUCCCAGUUGACAUCAAUUCAUGCAGAUUUAUGUCAGCUCUGCUUAUUAGCAAAAUGUAUGAAGCCUGCUCUCCAGUUUUUGGAUAUUGAUAUCACAGAUAUUAGUAAAGAGAAUGGAAACUAUGAUACUAAGCAUUUUCUUCUGUAUUUUUAUUAUGGUGGUAUGAUAUACACAGCCUUAAAAAAAUAUGAUAGAGCUUUGUACUUCUUUGAAGUGGUAAUUACAACUCCAAGUAUGGCUGUGAGUCACAUAAUGUUAGAAGCUUAUAAGAAAUACAUACUUGUAUCCCUGAUAUUAUAUGGGAAGGUUCCCAACCUUCCAAAACUCACAUCCCAAGUUGUUGCAAGAUUUAUAAAGCCUCUUAGUCAACCGUAUCAUGACUUAGCUGUUGUAUAUUCUUCAAAUAGUCCUGUUGAAGUUCGUAAUGCAAUAUCUAAACAUACUGAAAUAUUCAUUAGGGAUAAUAAUAUGGGACUUGUGAAACAGUGUGUGUCCUUUUUAUACAAGAAAAAUAUUCAGAGGUUAACUAAAACAUUUCUGACCCUGUCAUUGAGUGAUAUGGCUAACAGAGUUCAGCUUUCAGGACCCGCUGAAGCAGAAUUUUAUGUCCUAAAAAUGAUUGAAGAUGGUCAGAUCUUUGCUUCCAUUAACCAAAAAGAUGGAAUGGUUGUCUUUCUUGACAAUCCUGAAAAGUACAAUACUCCUGGCAUGUUUCAAUAUGUGGAAGAUGAAAUGAAGAGAUGCAUUCUUUUGGAUGAAAAGUUAAAGCAAAUGGAUCAGGAUAUAAUAAUUAAUCCGAAGUAUAUUCAGAAGAUCCAUGGAUUAGAACUGCAUGAGGCAAUGAUGGAUGGUGAUGAUGGAUUAGUGAGGAUUAGUGAAGAAUGAUGGAUUAGUCAGGAGUAGUGAAGAAUGAUGGAUUAAUGAAGAAAUGUUAAAAAUUUGCAUUAUUUCAGACAAAAAAGAAUGUAAACAGUGUCAUUCCAUCACAAAUUUCCACUUAAUUAGUAGUAAUAAAAUUAAUGAAAUUAGGAUUAUACAGUUGAUUCUUGUUAUACAAACUUAUUUUCUAAAGAAAAAGGAUGUUAUUAUGAAUGGUCAAAUGGAAAUGGACUUAAUAUACUCUCAUCUGUUGUGGACUUAUUCCAUUAGUCAUUGUAAUGGAGCAGUUGUUAUAAUGAGCAUCAAUUGUAUUUAUUAUUUCUAUUAUUAUAGUUUUGCUUAAAUUUUCAAAUUUUAAAUAUUGUUUGAAUGGUGGAAGGUAGGGACCUAAGGGAAAAAAAAAAAUUGUAUUCUUCCUGUAUAAUUCGUUUGAAUAGAGUACUGGUCAGUAGUUUGUCCUAAGGUAUUUAAUUGUAAUUUAUACAGUUUAUUGCUGAUCCAUCUCCAAACAAUAUUUCAAUAUGAAGCCAUUUUAUCAAAAUUGAAAAUUGAUCUGAAAGGUGCAAUUAAAUCAAUACUCAGGUUUGUCAAGAAUAAUGAAUUUAAGUGUGUGUCCUGUUUCCUAAUGCUUGAUGGUAGUUCACCUUUGUUGAAAUUUAUAUAUUCAUUCACUUUAGUUUUCAUAUAGGAUUGAAAGUCUACUGGCUGAUUCUUCAUUGGUAUAAAUGGAUACUGAUGUGGCCAUGCUUUUGCCACAAAAAUGACUAAAGAAACAGUCAUAUUAUGAAACAGUCAUAAAAUGAAUAGAGAAACGGACUAUUAUAAGGUCAUAGUUUCAUAAGUUUCGUUAAGUAAUAACAAGACACAAAAUGAUGUGUACAUAUUUGAAACAGUACAACCACAACCAGCUGAAAGCUGAAAUGUGUUCUGUAUUUUAAAAACUUCAACUAAAGUAAAAAUAAAUUAUUUUAUUAGCUUGCAAAAA